Molecule: messenger RNA, 498 nt
Organism: Cyclospora cayetanensis
Lineage: Eukaryota; Apicomplexa; Conoidasida; Eucoccidiorida; Eimeriidae
Exons: 2
Coding region: 1-498 (165 amino acids)
Source: RefSeq, a predicted model, not a curated record
AUGACUGCCCCCCGAGUGCAAGAGGAGAUCUCAGCUCCAAAUUCCUACUCCGCUCUUUCUAAGGGCUCCUUAAGGGCUGUUUCGAUGGAAAAUGGCAUUCAGUACAGCGCUAUUUAUUGGGAGACAGGACACAGAACAUGGCUUCCUUUUUGGGCUAGUAUGACACAGAAAUUUACUUGGAAAAUCAUAGACGAUCAGAUUCGCCGGUUUUGGGGUUUCACGAAAUCAAUUACUUCUGAGCCCUUCGUCUUCUAUUCUUCACCUCGCACGUACAUGCGGCAAUAUUUUGGUGAUCCUGAUGUUCAUUUAACAGCUCCUUUGAGCGUCAAGUGGAAUUUCGCAUUCUGUCCCACAGGAACAGAAACCUUUGAGGCAUAUGAUGCACAAGUGCAACAAGCACUUGCUGCAAAUGCAGAGCAGCAAACGCAUACAGAGGAAAACAAAAUAAGGGCGAUCAAUGCUAUUAUCAGAAGCUCACAACAGGCAGAAAGCCAGUAA